UUUAGCAUUAAGAUAAAGUUUUAGGACUAAAUCGAGGAAUGGCUGAAAGGAUAAGAUGCCCUUUCUUCCUCCUGUGUGGCCAUCCCGUAACUGUCGCCUCAGCGGCCACGGCCUCGAGCGGGCCGGGAGCCGGGAGCGGGCAGCCACGGCACAGGCGGCUGCGGCCACGACCUUGAGAGGGUCGGGCGCGGCCAUGGCCUCGCACGGGCGGCGGACGGGCAGUGCAGCGCUGGCGGCUGCAACCACAACCUCGAGCGAGCCGGGCGCGGCCAUUGCCUCGCGCAGGCACGGGCACGGCGGCCAGUCGAGGCGACGGCCGGCGACAGGGACAAAGCCGCUGGAGCCGGCGAAAUGGUCCAGCAGGGACUGAAGCCACACGAUUCCACUUGCCAUGGAUUCCUUCGUCCGUCGUCCAACGUCAAGGCAAGAUUAUGUUCCUGGUAAAACAAUUUUCUGUAGCCAUGAUGAAAAUUGGAAAAGUAGCACCUUGUUUCUUUGUAGCGAUUAGAUGAAAUUGGUACGCUAGUUUGCAUGGUGCUUUACUCGAGUCUCUGGUUCUCUUCUUCGUACUCUGUCUUGCCAUGAACAGGUCGUCCGAUACGGAGCAGCGCGCUGUGCCGUGAACGGCUGGACAGGGGCAUGGCCUCGAGUGCCGCCGAUCUGCACGUAUGCAAAAGGAGGGCCGCAUCGACCACCACAGAGCAACUCUGAGGGUGGCUGUAGUCAUCAGCCUUUUGUCGUUCCUGCUCAUUCCGUGUAACGCCCUCAGGCUGACAGGAUCGCUCUGCCAAGAGCGUGCUGAUAAUGUGUUAGAGUAAAACGAGAUUGAAUGAAAGUGAAUGGACGAUCAGUCCUGUUUCUAUUGA
Molecule: messenger RNA, 866 nt
Organism: Hordeum vulgare subsp. vulgare (domesticated barley)
Lineage: Eukaryota; Viridiplantae; Streptophyta; Magnoliopsida; Poales; Poaceae
Exons: 1
Coding region: 56-370 (104 amino acids)
Source: RefSeq, a predicted model, not a curated record